This is a messenger RNA of Bufo bufo (common toad), 3197 nucleotides long. It is a transcript of the gene SAC3D1, whose product is annotated as SAC3 domain containing 1. The record is from RefSeq and is a predicted model, not a curated record. NCBI's taxonomy places the organism in Eukaryota, Metazoa, Chordata, Amphibia, Anura, Bufonidae. Gene Ontology annotation, cellular component: centrosome; spindle; nucleus. The transcript is spliced from 3 exons. The coding region runs from base 143 to 1243 and encodes 366 amino acids. Gene Ontology annotation, biological process: spindle assembly; centrosome duplication.
UGAUGGGAGAGUGCCCCGGGGCAGUAUGGGAGCUGGUGCUGAGCACCCAGUGUGCAGUGUGAGGGUUAAUACGGCGAGUAUUCUGGGGCUUGUUGCCCUCCUGACACAGUAAAGAGAAUACUGCAAUCGGCAAUCUGGAAUCAUGGACUCCUCUCCUCCCGUUGGUGUAUGCCUUGAUAUGUGCCCGGCGAGAGAGAUGCGAGAGCGGGAAAGCCAAGGACGUCUGCAUCAGUUCGAAAUACAGAGUGUUCAGUGGACAUAUAAAGGUCACAGAAGAAGAGGUCAUCCUGUCGCUGAUCCCAAAAAGACUGUGAAAGAGUACAGGCGCCCUGCGGCAGGGAAAGAACUGUCCUGCCCUAUAGACCUGCGGACCCCUGCAACCCUAGCCAAAACCGUUCAGUAUCUCUUGAUGGAGGUCUGGCCAAGUGUCAACUACAGGGAUUUGUCGAGUUUGGCCAAGGCUUACUCUUUUGUGUUUGACCGCCUACGUGCUAUUAGACAGGACCUGAUUGUGCAAAGAAUUAGGGGGCAGGGAGGGGCUCUAGUUUUAGAAGGAAGCCUUGGGUUUUUGCUUUGUGCCCCCUAUUUGGUGAGGGACUUGUCGAUAGCAGACUAUGAUGAAGUGCUACACUGCACGCAGGUACGGGAAUGCUUCGCCGAGCUAAUGGAGUGUUACAGAGGGGCUGGAGGAUUUACAAGACAAGCUGAAUUUCAGUCUCUUCUUCUUCUUUAUGACUUAGGUAACCUGGAUACUAUACACAGAGCUCUGCAACUCCCUCAUGGGCUCCUGCAAUCUGCACAUGUCCGUCUAGCCCUCGGUAUAAGCAGAGCCCACUUAGAAAAUAACUGGGUACGGCUUUUUCGCCUGGUGUACCAACUGAACUGCCUUCAGGCUUGUGCUUUUUACCGCCACUUGCCAAGCUCCCGCCACAAGGCACUUUGCCCCCUAAUACAUGCGUACAGCAGCCGGAACUGUCGCUUCCCACUUGACCUCCUUACCAGAAUGAUGGCACUGGACAGCCCUUCACUAACCACGGAAAUGUGCACCAAGCGCGGACAGACGGUAACGUCCGGAGAACAACCUUCAGUCUUGUUCCUGAAAACAACACUCAAGGAUGUGAAGCUUGAGCUUCCAGGCCGAGAGAUGAACUUGGUGGAGCAAAAGAAAGGCAAAGCGUCUUGGGCAGAAGUGAUGAUGGGACAGGACCAUGGCAUCACAAACCCAAUAGCAUCAUUACAUUAGAUUUGAACCCAGGCUGUCUGGCUAAAUAAGACCCUAAACAUUUUUUGUGUGGAUUUCAAAAACUUAAUUUGUAUAAAAAAAAAAAACAACAUCCUUAAAGUGUGACAUUAUACCUAGAAAAUGGCGAUGGUCACCAUGCUUUGGUGCUGGCGUUUUAUUUCUGCCGCUGUUUUAGUUGGUAUUAUUGUGUGUGCUUUUUGUUUCAUACAAUAAGUUUUAGUUUGUCUUUUAUGCAGUCUGUUUUUUAAGCACGGCCAUCUUAUUUCCUGCUGGAUAGCUCUAGAAGUAUGCCUUCUUCUCAAGGUAUAUUCACAUUUUAUAUGUUUCUUAGGAAACUGGAAUAAAGUUUUGUCUCGCCACAAUACAGGAUCGGUCAUCAGUAUCAGAUGGUAGUGAUCUAACCACCCGCACCCCCACUGAUAAGCGGUUUUAGGCAGCUGCUGUAACUGGAAAAUAGACAGCGGAUGGAGCCAGAAGCAGAAGGCUCUAUCCACUGUGUAGUGGCUAAACUGCUAUACGAAACCUCACCAUGAAAGGAGCCUUCAGCUUCCUGCUCCAUCUACUGUAUACUUUCGGAUGCUGGCAGCUGAUCGGUGGGAGUGCGGCCUGUCAGGUCCCAUCUGACCUGAUAUUGAUGAUGAGGAUAGCUUAUCAAUGUCCCGGAAAACUCCUUUAAAGGGAACUUGUCGCCAUGUACAUGCCGUCCAAUCUCUGGGUAGGAGAUUAUGGUGCAGGAGUAGCUGAGAGGAUUUAUAUAUAGUUUUGUGGGAACAGAUUCUGUUUAACUUAUAUGUAUUCAUUUAAACCUCCUGCUCUUUUUAAGCUUGGGAGUGGUUGGUCCUACCCAGUGACUGACCACAGUCAUCGAGGGGAUGCUGUGGUCACUGAUGGGCUCUGAAGAAUAAGAUAAUUAGAGGUUUAAAUGAAUAAAUGCUCAGAUCCUCAUGCACUAUAACCUCGUGCUUAACAUGAGGUUCCCUUUAACCCUCUGCACAUUUGACUGUAUUUGAAGUUCCCUUCCACAUAGCGUCAAUAUUUAACAUGAGUGACAGAUUGUGUCGUUUUAAAGAACCCAGUAGAAAACCUUUCCCGAACUUUCUGGAUAGCGCAGUUUGCAUUUCUGAUAAUCCCGUGGCACAUGUGGACGUCCACUCCAUGAGACAGACUGUAGGCAGGUGGCAGCUGUUUUAUUCCGUGCAGUCUGUGACUGCUGUAACUAUUCCUAGUACAAUAAGCGCACAGGGAUCUAAUCCUGACAAUUGAUUUAGCCCUUUUUGUUUUAGUUGGUAUAGAAAAUGCUUCUGGAAUUAGUCUGUAUUUCCACAAGCAGUGGACAUCUGGAGAGGUGGGUUCGUAUGCAGGAAAUGCCGAAAAUAGAGUUGAAAUAAGGGCUCAUGCGCACGAACGUGUGCCACCCGUGCCGUGCAUUGAGGACUGCUAAUUGCGGUCCCCAAUGUACAGGCACCGUCUGUGUGGCGUGUGCUGGCAGAUGCAGACUCAUUCGACUUGAAUGGGUCCGCGAUCUGUCCGCAUCGCAAAAAAUUUGCAUGUUCUAUUAUUAUUAUUUUUUUCUGGUGCAGCGGCACAGACCAAAAUGCCGCAGAAGCACUCCCUAUCUACCAGAUUUCAGACCCUUUCAAGUGAAUUGUUCCACAUCCGUGAUACAGUGUGCGCACAACCGGUGUCCGUAUAUUGCGGACCCUCUGUUUUGAAGGCCGCAAUACAGCACUGCUGACACACGUUGGUGUGCAUUAGCCCUAAGUGACACAGCACAGGCACACAGAUCAGGUGACGUUUUUCUUAUUAGUAUGGAUUUUGAUUGUAUUAUGUAUUGUAAAAUUUUUCAGUUAUUCUGUAUUUCAAGAAAUUAAAUGUGCGUUGUGAUAAAUGACGGUAAUGGGUCAUGUAAAGAGUACCUAUAUUUAAUUUAUUAAACAUUUUUACAUAUUUUUUU